Molecule: messenger RNA, 3034 nt
Organism: Aedes albopictus (Asian tiger mosquito)
Lineage: Eukaryota; Metazoa; Arthropoda; Insecta; Diptera; Culicidae
Product: peroxidase
Exons: 6
Coding region: 223-2274 (683 amino acids)
Biological process (GO): response to oxidative stress
Molecular function (GO): heme binding; peroxidase activity
Source: RefSeq, a predicted model, not a curated record
UUCUGAACCUACGGGUGACGGGAAGCAACCUAGUGGUUUUUCGGUGGUUUUCUGCGGUUGUUUUUUUUGUGAGAAUCAUUCAGGGUUGUGAGUGAUCCUGUAGUGUGAGCCAGUGAUUUUGAAUCGGACAUUACACGAAGGGAAAAAAGGACGAGAAGGAUUCUGUGUGCAGUUUCUGUGGAUUAGUAGCAGCGUCCAGCGAAGAGUGUUGUUCUGAUCAAGAUGAUGCUGUUCGUCGUAGCAUCAGCGCUGGUUGCGCUAGCGCAAACCGACGCUGUCAACGUGGCCACCUCGUACAGCGUGAUUCACCACGGAGAACCGCAGGAACGCGUCCUUCACAAAUCGCAAAUCUUUGCCCCAUCCACCCACGUUGUCCACGCAGCCCCACACUUCGCCCCUCUGGUCAGUGCCAAGACCACCAAGUACACCGUCCCAUUCCUGAGCGCCUACAAUAAGGUCACCCAGUGCCCGGCUCCUCCACUAUGCACCAAGUCCCGCUACCGCACCCUGGACGGAUCGUGCAACAAUCUGCAGAACCCAACCUGGGGUACCCCGAACCGUCCGUACGGUCGUCUCUUGACUCCAAAGUAUGGUGAUGGUGUCUCUACGCCAACUACCUCGGUCACCGGCCAGGAUCUACCCAACUCCCGUCUCAUCUCGCUUGUUGUCUUCGGCGAUGAGGAUGUGCCCGAUCCACAGUUCACCCUGGCCAACAUGCAGUGGGGACAGAUCAUGACCCACGACAUGAGUCUGCAGGCCGGUGGUACCCAGUCCAAGAAACACGCUACCAGAUGUUGUACCGACGACGGCAAGCUCAUCGGCAAGGCUUCUGCUCCAGCCACCUGUUAUCCAAUCAUCGUUCCGGAGAAUGACCCCGCCCACUCCCAAACCGGAACCGAGUGUAUCAACUUUGUCCGUACUCUCACGACCCGCGAAGACGCCUGUACCCCAACUCACCCAUCCGAACCGGCCGAACAGCUCACCACCGUCACCUCGUGGUUGGAUCUCUCCAUGGUCUACGGCAACUCCGAUCAGCAGAACGCCGGCAUUCGUGCCUUCACCGGAGGUCGCAUGGCUACCGUCGAGCGCGGUGGAUACGAAUGGCCACCAAAUAACCCCAACGCCACCACCGAGUGCGAUCUGGUCUCCCGCGACGAAGUCUGCUACCUGGCCGGAGAUGCCCGUGUCAACCAGAACCCAGGACUGACCAUCAUGCAGAUCAUGCUGCUCCGUGAGCACAACCGCAUCGCCGACAACCUCCAGAAGCACAACCCCCACUGGGACGACGAACUGCUCUUCCAGGAAGCCCGCCGCAUCAACAUCGCCCAGUACAACUACAUCAACUACUACGAGUGGCUGCCAAUCUUCCUCGGAAAGGAGAACAUGCUCAAGAACCGUCUGAUCUACAACGUCAAGGCCGGAGACUACAUCAACGACUACGACCCAGCUCAGGAUCCCUCCGUGCUGAACUCUCACUCCACUGCUGCCUUCCGUUAUUUCCACUCCCAGAUUGAAGGACGUCUCGACCUCGUUUCCGAAAUCCGCAAGCCCACUGGAUCCCUGCGUCUCAGCGACUGGUUCAACCGUCCCUCGAUCAUUGAAGCCGGCGACAACUACGACUUCCUGGCCCGUGGUAUGGCUACUCAACCCGAGGAACUCACCGAUGUCAACUUCGAUGCUGAAAUCAAACACUUCCUGUUCCGCCGUGGACGUCCCUUCGGAUCCGAUCUGCGUGCCUUCGAUAUCCAGCGUAACCGCGAUCACGGUCUGGCCGGCUACAACGAUUACCGUGAAUUCUGCGGCUUCAAGCGCGCUCACUCCUGGGAGGACUUCAUGGAUCUGAUCUCGCCACAGGAUGUCGCCAAGCUACAGUCAUUGUACACCAGCAUCGACGAUGUGGACCUAACUGUCGGUGGUUCGCUGGAAUCGCACGUUAACGGAGCCCUGGCCGGACCGACCUUCCUGUGCAUCCUGACCGAGCAGUUCUACCGUACCCGUGUGGCCGAUCGUCACUUCUUCGAACGCGGCGACAAGGAUGCGGCCUUCACCCGGGAACAGCUGGCCGAAAUCCGCAAGGCCAGCAUGGCCCGUAUCUUCUGCGACAACGGUAACCACGUCACCUCGAUGCAACCGAAGGCCUUCUGGCGGCCAUCGACCCACAACCAGGUCGUGUCCUGCGCGGAGAUCCCCGAGGUCGAUCUGAGCAUGUGGAAGGAUCUGUCCUACGACAACAGCCUGCACUCGUUCCACUACUUCCACAACUUCAAGAAAUAAGCCACCACUGAACUGAAACAGAGAUGAUAUUAUCACGUGCAUUCCACGCGAACUUUACCACUUAGCGAAACAAGCUCAAAGCUAUGUAGUUUAUUCCUAUGAUGCCAGAUUGUUUGCUAGUUGUUCCCCCUUAGUUCCCAAAAUCCUCCAUUAUCCUUCCCUAAAACCCCCUUACGAUACUCCCUAAGAAUUCGUCUAAAAUUUUGUGUUUCUUUUUUGUUUAUAAUCGUGUGUGAUAGAAAAUCUACUGUUUUGCGCCUAAUUCCGACUACGAAAAGAGUCAACAAAAAUCCGCCUUUAUUAGAACCUAUUGUUUGCCAUAAGAAUGAUAUUGUGAGUGUGAAACAAACACAGAAAUUCGACGACACUCACCCACACAAACGAACAAAGAUGAAUCGAAAAGAAAACAAACCCACAAAGUGUAAAAAAUCCCAUUUGCGCGCUCAUAGAACAAUAGCAUCGUAGGUGUAGAUGCCUACGAGACAUACCCAUAUUGUAGAUGUGAUCGUACAACCAGUGAAGAAUACAACAAACAAUACGAAAAGUUACAAACCCCGCCUGCCCCGCGUUGAAGUAUUAUGUAGUGCAAAGUUACUACUCAAUACGAGCUAUUAUUAGUUAAUUUAGUAGUGCUAUGUUUUUUUUGUUUAGACUUAUUUAAUGUAUAGAUGAUGAAGACGAGGAGAGAAAAAAAGAAGUGUACAUGUUGAAAUGUAACGCACGUUUUGUUGUGAAUAAAGAAAUAAAUUAAGAAAAUAUA